AUGGCAUCUAUCGAGCAUGUACCUGAUCGAGGGCCGACAUACAUCACUGCCACGGCUGUCAUAACUAGCAUUGAUUUCAUCCUGGUGGCCUUUCGGUUGUUAUGGAGAUCGAUCGUGCAGCAGUCUGUUGGCACUGAUGAUGUCUUCAUCGGCUUAGCCAUGGCCAGCCAGAUUGUCAUCACUGUCGUGGGUGAUUUGGCUUGUCGCUACUCCUUCGGUCGACAUAGGAGUGAUAUUCCAAAGUCAGGAGGCAAUGUCGUGCUUGGACUGAAGUACUUCUGGCUCUUCCAGAUCCUAUACAAAUUGACAAUCUGCUUCAACAAACUGUCCCUUCUCUCUCUAUACCUACGGCUCUUCCCCUCGAAAACUUUCCGCACGCUCUGUUACGUGACCAUCGCAAUUAUUGUCGGAGGAAGCAUCGGCUUCAUAUUUGCCACUGUUUUCCAAUGUAUCCCCGUCUACGCCAGCUGGCACAAACAAACCCCCGGCAUGAAGUGCAUCGACAACGCCGCCUUCCGCUGGUCCUGGGCUGCGUACAACACGGCCAGCGACAUCUGGAUCUUCCUGAUGCCCCUGCCGCGGUUGGCUCGGCUUCAAUUGGACCGCACGCGCAAGGCCGGCCUGAUUGUGAUCUUCAGCCUGGGUCUCUUUGUCUGCAUCACCAGCAUCGUCCGCAUGGUCUACAUCGCGGUCAGCACCACCACCUCAGACCCAACGUGGGGCUCGUUCGACGCCCUGCUCUGGAGCGCCAUAGAGCCCGGCACCGGCAUUAUUUGCGCCUGUUUACCCUACCUCAAGCAUCCCCUCCAACGUGCGUUCCCCAAUGUCUUCUCCACACUGGGAUCUUCAGGCAACUCGCGCUCGAAGCGCACCUAUGGGGACUACGGUCUGUCGUCCGGUAAUCCUCGGUCCCGAGUCUCUCGGCCUCGUGCUCCUGGCGACGUCUUCUGGCCGCACGGGGAUGGGGUCGAUAAUUGGGCCAUGGUUGCCAAUGAAGGGAGACCCAGUGCGGAUAGCAGGGAGCCAAUUGCUACGGGCCAAAUCCUGAUGAAAACGGAUUUUGAAAUGCAGACUCACAUACGGGGUGAGAGCUAA
Aspergillus versicolor CBS 583.65 is the source of this 1095-nucleotide messenger RNA. RefSeq lists its product as uncharacterized. NCBI's taxonomy places the organism in Eukaryota, Fungi, Ascomycota, Eurotiomycetes, Eurotiales, Aspergillaceae. The transcript is spliced from 4 exons. Bases 1 to 1095 code for a protein of 364 amino acids. The record is from RefSeq and is a predicted model, not a curated record.